AAAAUAAAUUAAAAAAGGAAGACUAAAGUUGAAAUUUAAAGGCAGUUGUCAAUUUCCCAUAAUAAUAAAGUAAUCACGUGGAAUGAGGAGUUGAAAAAGUAAACUUGUCAGUUUCCCAAGACAAGAUACCCACUAGUUAUUAUUUUUUAUUUUUUUUGCUGUCAAAUAAAACAAAAAGAAAAAGAAAAAUUCAGUUAUCAGUAAAGUAAUCACGUGGAAUUAGGAAUUGAAAAAGGAAAAUUGAGGACCCUUCCUCUUCUUCAUCUUCUUCGUUUCCCACGAUAAUAAAAACCCCAUUUUUUCUGUACUUCUACUGCGAGUUUCGACUGAAAAUUGCGGCAUGGUCGGAGGUGAACGUCGGAGACGACAAUGUCCACUCCGUUAGACUCGCCUUAACCUCGCGAGCAAAAGGCCCAACAUCUCGCGAUAGGAACUCUUGUCUUUCCCCUUCAAUUUCUAGAUCUAGGUUUUCAGAAGUUUGGGACGCCAUUUUCAACGACCCGGGUCGCGAUUCAACCACGUUUCGGGACGAACGAACCCGGUUCGUGGAACAUGGCCACGUACCACGUUCCGGGUAUCAUUGGUCUUGAAAGGUAGAAAAGAUAGAAAAUAUAUCUUUGGUGCUUGUGAGAAGCAAUUGAGAGACAAAACUUGUAAAGCGAUUGCAAAGUGGUUUUUUGAUGCGGGGAUACCCUUUCAUGCGGCUACUUAUGAUAGUUUCAAAGGCAUGCUUGAUGCCGUUGCACAAUAUGGCAUGGGAUUCAAGCCACCAAGCAUGCAUGAGCUAAGAGUUCCUCUCCUCAAGAGUGAAGUAGAGGAGAUUGAUAAACUAAAGGAAGAGCACAAGAAAGAGUGGGCAACAAAAGGUUGUUCAAUUAUGUCCGAUGGAUGGCGUGAUUCGAUUGCCUCAAAAGACAUUGUGAACUUUCUUGUCAACUCUCCAAAAGGUUCUUUCUUCAUAAAAUCCAUGGAUGUUUCCAAUGUUGUGAAAGAUGCGGAUUUGUUGUUUCAUAUGCUUGAUGACAUGGUAGAGGAAGUUGGAGAACAAAAUGCAAUCCAAGUGGUGACGGAUAACGCAUCCAAUUAUGUUAAGGCCGGAAGAUUGUUGGAGGCUAAAAGACAACAUCUUUAUUGGACUCCUUGCGCCGCACAUUGUUUGGACUUGAUGUUGGAAGAUAUUGGGAAAAUUCCUAAGGUCAAGAAUGCUUUGAAGAAAUGCAUCUUCAUGAAUGGUUAUAUAUAUAACCAUAUAGCUCUUGUGAACUUGAUGAGGAAAUUCACAAAUCAAAGGAAUUUGCAUAGGCCGGCGGUUACAAGAUUUGCUACAUCUUUCAUUACUCUUGCUCAAUUUCAUAAGCAAAAGAGUAACUUGAGGAAGAUGGUUACUUCUCAAGAGUGGAAUACCUCUAAGUGGUCAAAGGAUGUGGGAGGAAAGAAAAUAGCAACAUACUUUUUGCAAGACACUUUUUGGAGAAAUGUCUUAUAUGCUCUUAAGUUGACCGGUCCACUAGUUAAGGUGCUUAGAAUUGUUGAUGGAGAGAAAAAGCCUCCUAUGGGAUAUAUUUAUGAAGCCAUGGAUAGGGCUAAGGAGACUAUCUCUAAGAGUUUUGGAAUGAAAGAGGAGAAAUACAAAGAAGCUUUUGAGUUCAUUGAUAAAAGAUGGAAUUGUCAACUUCAUCGACCUUUGCAUGCGGCCGGUUAUUAUCUAAACCCCGAGAUCCAUUAUGAUAAUGUUGAAAAUGUCGAAUGUGAAGAAGUGAUGUUGGGUUUGUAUGAUUGUAUUGGAAGGAUAGUUCCGGAUGUUGAAACUCAAGAGAAGAUUCUUUUGGAAUUGGAUUCAUUUAAGAAUGCCACCGGUCUCUUUGGUCAUUAUAUGGCUAUAAGACAAAGAAAGACCAAAUCCCCAGCGGAUUGGUGGUCUAGUUAUGGAUCUUCAACUCCCGACCUCAAGAAUUUUGCCAUAAAGGUUCUUAGCCUAACUUGUAGUGCUACGGGUUGUGAGAGAAAUUGGGGUGUUUUUCAAAAACUUCACUCCAAAAAGAGGAAUCGGUUGGCACAAAGUCGAUUGAAUGACAUGGUGUAUGUGAAAGCUAAUCGAGCUUUAGAGCGUCGAUAUAAGAGAAAAGACACCAUUGAUCCCGUUCUUUUAAGAGAGAUUGAUGAGAGUAAUGAGUGGUUACUUGGGAGAAUGGAAGAGAAUUCUUCGGAUGAUGAAGGUGAUCUUGUAUUUGAGGGUGAUGACUUGACAUGGGCUAGUGUUAGUAGAGCCGCCGGAGCCAAUGAUCCAAUCUAUGGCACUAGAGGAGCAACAAGGGUUGCUAGGGAGUCCAUGCCAUCCUCAUCUAGAGUUGAUAAAGGAAAAGGUCCGACUACUACCUCCACUUCUAAAUUUUCUCGUCGAGUUGUGAUUGUGGAUGAUGAUGAAGAGGAUGAGGAAGAAGAUAUUGGUGAAGAUGGAGAUUAUCUAGAUGAUGAGGAUGAGUAUGAUGCUAUCGAUGAUGAUGAUGAGCUCUAGGAGCAUAGGGGCAACUAUAAGCUUGAAAAACCGAGUUUGCUUUUCUUUUUUCCUUUUUUUAGUCUUUCUACUUACUUGCUUAUGUUGGUUGUGACUUUUGUGAGCUUGUGACUUACUCUAAGUCUUUGGUUAGUACUUUAGACUCUUAGACGUAUGCCGGUUUGAUGUCUAGUAAUGAAUUAUGCUUCCUUUUCUUAA
Messenger RNA from Spinacia oleracea (spinach), 2713 nucleotides. RefSeq lists its product as uncharacterized. The record is from RefSeq and is a predicted model, not a curated record. Lineage: Eukaryota; Viridiplantae; Streptophyta; Magnoliopsida; Caryophyllales; Amaranthaceae. Gene Ontology annotation, molecular function: protein dimerization activity. Bases 728 to 2515 code for a protein of 595 amino acids. The transcript is spliced from 3 exons.